This is a messenger RNA of Morus notabilis, 1170 nucleotides long. Its product is annotated as NADPH-dependent aldo-keto reductase, chloroplastic. The transcript is spliced from 7 exons. Gene Ontology annotation, cellular component: cytosol. The record is from RefSeq and is a predicted model, not a curated record. The coding region runs from base 82 to 1029 and encodes 315 amino acids. NCBI's taxonomy places the organism in Eukaryota, Viridiplantae, Streptophyta, Magnoliopsida, Rosales, Moraceae. Gene Ontology annotation, molecular function: aldose reductase (NADPH) activity.
UCUGUUAUUUGCUGCCUUGAUUUCUCUGCAUCGAGACCUCGCUUUCAGCGAUUUUCUGGAAGAGAAAGAGAAGGAUUGAAAAUGGCGGACGAUAUUUUGUAUUUCGAGCUCAAUACUGGCGCCAAAAUGCCUUCGGUGGGGUUAGGGACAUGGCAGUCUAGCCCUGGGUUGGUCGCCGACGCCGUCACUGCCGCCAUUAAGAUUGGAUAUCGCCAUAUUGAUUGUGCUCGACUUUAUCGUAACGAGGCAGAGAUUGGUUCUGCUUUGAAGAAGCUAUUUGAAGAUGGUGUGGUCAAGCGUGAGGAUUUGUGGAUUACGUCUAAACUGUGGUCUACUGAUUUUGCACCGGAAUAUGUACAAGAGGCAUUGGACAGUACUUUGCGAGACUUGCAGCUUGAUUACGUUGACUUAUACCUUAUCCACUGGCCAGUGCGGAUGAAAAAGGAGUCAGUAGGCUUCCAUCCCGAAAACCUUCUUGUACCAGAUAUACCUGGCACUUGGAGAGAGAUGGAAGCACUCUUUGAUUCGGGUAAGGCUCGAGCAAUUGGUGUGAGCAAUUUUUCAUCAAAGAAGCUAGGAGAUUUGCUGGAUGUGGCGCGCAUUCCUCCUGCUGUUAACCAAGUUGAAUGUCAUCCGUCCUGGCAGCAGACAAAGCUACACGCAUUCUGCAAAUCCAAGGGAGUUCACCUUUCUGGAUAUUCACCAUUGGGUUCUCCUGGCACUACGUGGAUCAAAAGCGACGUCCUCCAGAAUCCAAUUCUCAAGAUGGUUGCAGAAAAAUUAGGAAAAACUCCUGCUCAAGUUGCUCUUCGUUGGGGCCUGCAAAUGGGUCAUAGCGUUCUUCCUAAGAGCACAAACGAAUCAAGAAUCAAAGAGAACUUUGAUGUUUUUGGUUGGCAUAUACCGGAGGACCUGUUUGCCAAGUUUCAUGAUAUUGAGCAGGCAAGACUUGUAAGAGGGACCUCAAUUGUCCAUGAUACUUAUGGUCCAUAUCGGACUCUUGAGGAGCUUUGGGAUGGUGAGAUCUGAAUGGUUAUAUCACUCUUAAUCAAAGGGCUAGUAUAGAUGAUGAUUGUUUUGACAAUUCUGUUAAACAUUUGGUGCACUGAACUCUUUCUUGUUUUGAUGGCGCUAAAAAUAAGACUUUCAUUUUAUUCUAGUAAUCUGGUU